Mytilus trossulus (common blue mussel) is the source of this 1536-nucleotide messenger RNA. RefSeq lists its product as uncharacterized. NCBI's taxonomy places the organism in Eukaryota, Metazoa, Mollusca, Bivalvia, Mytilida, Mytilidae. The coding region runs from base 131 to 1282 and encodes 383 amino acids. The transcript is spliced from 3 exons. The record is from RefSeq and is a predicted model, not a curated record.
UGAAAUCCUGAACUGCACGAGACUUCGCAAGAUUUAUGGAGUUUGGAAGGAUCUGACUGAAAACAUUACAAGGCUGCUUAUAAAUUAACCGCACAACUCAACAUGUUCAACAAAUUACAAUGAAUUGAAAAUGCCUAAAACAUCAAAUAGACGUAGAAUUGGCUACAGGGAUAAAUGUAGAGCAAGGAAGAGAGUUAGAAAACCCAAAGUUUUGGAUGCCCAUACCAUUGAAGAGCAUGAGCAUAUAGUUAUUGAUUCAGAUGCUGAUUCCAUUGAAGAGCAUGAUCUUAGAGUUAUUUAUGCUACUUCUACAGAUACAAGAUUUUGGCCUGUACCAGAAUUGAUAGAAUUAGGUGAUAUAAGCAACGUUCAGUCACCAGCUUACCGAAAUGAGAAUGACGAGACCAAUGAAAAUAUUGAACAUUAUGUUGUGUUAGACAAAGUCUAUCAAUACGAUCCAAAUAAAAGUCUAGAUGAAUUUGUAACAACCAAGAAGGAAGAGCAUUAUUCCACACUUAAAAGAAGUUGUCAGAAGCUUGUUGAAGACACGAUAUAUGCACAGCUUGAAUUUAUGCGCUCUGCUAAAAUUAUAAGAUUUGUAUCUGUGUAUGAUAGUGACAAUCCAGGAGUAAAGUUGAUUUGUACGAUAAAGAAGAAUUACUGUGCAGAAGUGUUCGUUCACGGCAAGAAAUUAAGUGAUCAACACGACCUUUGGCGCACAGUACCAGGAAAGUUCUUUACAAUUCAGCGAGUUGAACGUCUUUUGAAAGUUCUGCUUCAUUAUGAUGUAUGCAUUGGUAAUCCUGAUGAAGAGUUACAGAAACUAUGUUCGGGAAAAAUGGGGUAUGUUGAAACAGGUUAUGGAGCUUAUCGGGGCGACUGUAUUUUUCAAACAGGUAAUGGAGCUUAUCGUGGCGACUGUAUUUAUCAAAGUACAAUCCGAACCAUAUCAUGCAUGUUAUUGACCGACAGGUGGAAACCAAGAUGUAAAAAUUGUAUUAUCUAUCGUAAAACUAUAAAAAAGCAAGAAUCCAGAGAAAAACAGAAAUCACCUGCAUCAAGUAAAAACUGGUUAACAUCCAGAAAAGGAAAUAGUCGAUUAACUGAUUGCGAGAAAUUUGAAAAAAUUAAACAGUUAAAGAACUACAGUAGUCAUUUAGAAAGUCAGGUGGCAGCACUGAAAAAGAAAGUUAAGAAGUCUGACGGUAUAUUGAUUAGUGAAAAUAACAGUACUAAAGAUAUGGUAAAUUUGAUGACAUCAUGUGAAAAUAUUGUUGAUUAAUAAUUUACAUAUAAAAACUGCUGAUAUAUAUGUUCCUGAUCUGUUGUAAUAUAUGUUUGUUAUUUGUUAAAUAAAUCAUAAAUAUUAGUGAUACUUGAAAGUUAUGUAUAAAUAUAGAUUCUAAUUACAUUGACAUGAGUGGAUUAUCGGAUUUAUCCAAUCGAGAUACAUGUUGAAUUAUCAAUUUUAAAGUCUGUUUAAGAUAUGUUAUGAUAGAGCUGAUUUUCUAUUAAUGAAGCAAUUUUCAACAUCUA